Messenger RNA from Penicillium antarcticum, 576 nucleotides. Its product is annotated as putative GPI anchored protein. NCBI's taxonomy places the organism in Eukaryota, Fungi, Ascomycota, Eurotiomycetes, Eurotiales, Aspergillaceae. The coding region runs from base 1 to 576 and encodes 191 amino acids. The transcript has a single exon. The record is from RefSeq and is a predicted model, not a curated record.
AUGAAGUUCUCUGUCGUCUCUGCUCUCUUCCUGGCCACCGCUGCCAUGGCCACCCCCGAAAUUGGCGACGACAUCAACAACCUCGUCACCGGAGCUGAGGGUGUCUACUCAACUGCCAAGGCCGACGGCCAGUCCAUCGGCUCUGACGCCGCAGCUGAAGCCACCUCCAUCGCCAACGCUGUCCACACUGGUGGUGCCGCCGCCGUCUCAACUCUGACCGGUGCUGCCGGCGCUGCCGCCACGGCUGCCGAGAACGAGGCCAGCACCAUUGCCUCCGAUGCUCAGAGCCGAGCCAGCGAUGCCCGUAGCCAGGCUUCCACCUGGGUCACUGGCCACACCCUGACCAACUCCGAGGGCUCAGCCACUGCUACCGUAUCUACCACCAUGACCACCACCACUGGCGAGACCAGCUCUACCGGCUCUUCUAGCGACUCUUCCUCCACUGGCUCCUCCGCCAGCGAGUCUGCUUCCGGCUCCUCUUCUACAUCUGACAACGGUGCCUUCGCUCGCCCUACUGCUAUCGGCGCUGCCGCUGCCGGUAUGGCUGGUGUCCUGGGCUUCAUGGUUGCCCUGUAA